Homarus americanus (American lobster) is the source of this 761-nucleotide messenger RNA. Its product is annotated as ATP synthase subunit d, mitochondrial-like. Gene Ontology annotation, biological process: proton motive force-driven ATP synthesis. The record is from RefSeq and is a predicted model, not a curated record. The transcript has 4 exons. Bases 87 to 602 code for a protein of 171 amino acids. Gene Ontology annotation, molecular function: proton transmembrane transporter activity. NCBI's taxonomy places the organism in Eukaryota, Metazoa, Arthropoda, Malacostraca, Decapoda, Nephropidae.
CUGCUGUGCCAACUCCGAGACUCAGCUGAUCCCUGGCCUCCAUUGGUGUUUCUGCAGCUUGGGGCUUCAACUCUUAAAAGACGAAAAUGGCUGCUCGUAGAAUUGGUUCAACUGCUAUUGACUGGGCGGCCUUUGCUGCUCGUGUUCCUGAAGGUCAAAAGCCCAUGUUUAACGCCUUUAAGGGAAAAUCUGAUGCUUAUCUACGAAGAGUUUUAUCACUUCCUGAGACUACCCCCAAGAUAAACUUCGAUGCUUAUAAAGCGCGUAUUACAGUUCCUGGCAUGGUUGAACAAUUCCAGAAACAAUAUGAGGCCUUGGAAGUUCCCUACCCAGCUGACACUGUUUCUGUACAGAUAACAGAAGUUGAGACAAAGGCUGCAGCUGAAGUUGAAGUCUUCAUCAAAGAAAGUGAAGCUCGUAUUGCCAAGCUGAAAGAAGAACUUGUUCAAUGGGAAAAGAUGAUUCCAUUCAACCAGAUGACCUUGGAGGAAUUUGUGGAACAGUUUCCUGACAAGGCAAUCAACUUGGAGAACCCAACCCUGUGGCCACACACUCCUGAGGAACAGCCUGGUUAUGUAGCAAAGGAAGUUGCUGAGGCAUAAGGUGAACUGCAUCUGCAGUCUUUUAUAGGUUGACAUUUCUUUGAAUUUAGUAACCAUGUUCAGAAAUCUUUUUCCAUAAAACAUCCUAAUGUUGUAAAUACUUCCAUAUGUAUAUGUUCUUUUUAUUCAGGAAAUCCACAAAAUAAAAUAUGUACCAUC